GGAGCAGUUUUAAUGUUGACGAGACCGACAGUCACGUGACUUUCAACAAUAGCCAGAUUUAAUGGGAUCCUCCCACCAGAAGUUUCUACUGUCCUUAUACUUUUUAAACACUCGAAACAAAAGUAAUUAAUUUCCAGAGGGGCUACUCUUUGAGUGUUUGUGAUCUCUCAAAUCUGCCAUGCGAACUCCUGGGAUUUUUAUUUUCGGGAUGGUGUUCGCGCCGUGCGGGUGGAUUCUGGAGCUGGUCAGCACAGUGGCUCCAGGCUGGCGCACGAUCAACAACAUCCCCGGAGAAUCCAUCGAUCUGGUCCUCCAGCAAGGAUUAUGGGACAUCUGCAAGACUUACUCAUCGUCCCGGGAUAUUCAGUGCAACCAGCCGGACACUCAGUACUUCGGCGCGCAGAUCAUCCAGAUCGCGCGAGGCUUGAUGCUGGCGUCACUCAUCCUCAAUGUCAUCGCUUUCGGCGUGGCGUCGGUCGGAGUCCGGUGCUGGAGAGACACCCCGCACUGGACGGUCGCGGGCGUCGGAGGUGUCCUCAUCUUCAUCUCAGGGGUCCUCACCAUCAUCCCAGUGGCGUGGUACACUCACAUGAUGACCUCCAUCUUCUCCACGUCCACCGACAUUCGUGUGGGAUACUGCCUGGUGCUGGGCUUCAUCGGCGGGUGCAUGGAGGUGCUCGGGGGUUUGGUGAUGUCCAUCGGGUUGUGUCGGCGCUGUGACGGACGGAAGCCGAGGACAGACACGCGCAGAAUCCCGGUGCCCAGUGUUAUCAGCGGGAGCAGUGUCCCGUACUACUCCAAACGCACUGAGAUGGACCUCACACGAGCGAAGACGCAACAGGACCGUCGACCAGUGAACACGACGACUAAAGCACAACCUUACGACUCAGAUUUGUAAAAUACUAAACUUUUAAACCUUGUGAACGCAAGACCCUUACGACAAACACCACUGUAACCAUCGAUCGCUUCCGCGUGAAAAUAGUUAGUAGAUAUAAAAUAGUAGUUUGUCAUUCAGAUUGAUCAAAUCAGUCUUUCCAAUCCCUGCUAAAAACAAAA
This is a messenger RNA of Rhinichthys klamathensis goyatoka, 1056 nucleotides long. RefSeq names its product claudin 23.2 (gene cldn23.2). The transcript has a single exon. Gene Ontology annotation, biological process: cell adhesion; bicellular tight junction assembly. Gene Ontology annotation, cellular component: bicellular tight junction; plasma membrane. The coding region runs from base 179 to 898 and encodes 239 amino acids. Lineage: Eukaryota; Metazoa; Chordata; Actinopteri; Cypriniformes; Leuciscidae. Gene Ontology annotation, molecular function: structural molecule activity. The record is from RefSeq and is a predicted model, not a curated record.